This is a messenger RNA of Paramecium sonneborni, 3763 nucleotides long. The record is from the annotation of a GenBank genome assembly. NCBI's taxonomy places the organism in Eukaryota, Ciliophora, Oligohymenophorea, Peniculida, Parameciidae.
AACCAAUGGCUGACGAUGAUCCGAUGACACAGCAAGAAUAAAUGAAAGACGAUGGGAGUGAACCAUAUGGUAAAUUUCGAAUAGCUAAACAAACAUUGUGUUCGAUUGCUUAUAUGUGUUAAGAGAGAGUGUUUGCAGAGGAAGUAGACAAAUUGGAAGAGAUAGGAGAGAAGAUGAUUGAGGUAUAUAAUUGAAAUAAUAUAAAAGGAAGGACUAUGUACAGAUUUCAAGUUUGGUUUGACGAUGUAGGACUAACUAGAGAGAGAGAGAGCAUUUGGACACAAUAGGAAACCGAAAAUAGAACCAAAAGGUUAUUGUGAGUUGUGGUUGGGUGCAUUAAAUGACUUUACAAUGAAAGUUUUAUGUGUAGCAGCAGUCAUCAGUAUAAUAGUAGAUGUUUCAACUGCUGAUGAAAGUUACCGGUAAUUAGCAUGGAUAGAAGGUAUUAGAGAUAUUAAAUUAAAAUAGGAUUUGCAAUAUUGGUGGCAGUAAUUAUAUCAACUAAUGCAAAUGCAGUAAAUGAUUAUUAAAAAGAACGAUAAUUUUAAAAAUUGAAUGAAGUUGCUGAUGAAAGAAAAAGAGUGACAGUAGUUAGAAAUGGAAAGAAAUGUGAUAUUCAUAUGAGUGAAGUGCUAGUUGGAGAUGUUGUAUAAAUAUUUGAAGGAAUGGAAAUACCAGCAGAUGGAUUUGUAUUAGAAGCAUCAGAUUUAACAUCAGAUGAAAGUGCUAUGACAGGAGAAACUGAUCCAAUUAAGAAAAAUGUAUUAAGUGAAUGUAUUAAUAAAAGAAAUUAAUUAAAAGAAGAAGGAGGAUAAGUAAUAUAUUAAUAUCAUUAUAUUUUAUUAGAAUACAGCUGGUCAUCAUGAUGUUCCAUCUCCAAUAAUGAUGAGUGGAACAAGAGUAUUGAGUGGUGAGGGAAGAAUGCUUAUUCUUGUUGUAGGAGACUCUUCUUGUGCUGGUAAGAUUGCAGCAUUAUUAAGAUAAGAUGAACCAGAAGGUAUUUAUUUUAUUAAAUUAAUAGCUACUCCUUUAUAAAUGAAAUUAACAGCGAUUGCUGAAGAUAUUGGUAAAUUUGGAUUAAUUUCUGCUAUUUUGAUUGUUUCUGUUAUGUGUUUAAGAUUUGGUAUUGAAAGGGGAGUAAAUGAUGAUUGGGAAAACUAUAUGGUCGUUACAAUCAUUGGAUAUUUCAUUAUUGGAAUCACUGUUGUUGUUGUUGCUAUUCCUGAAGGAUUACCAUUAGCCGUAACGUUAUCUUUGGCUUAUUCUACUAAAUAAAUGCUUUAAGAUUAAAAUUUAGUUAGAAAGAUGGCUGCUUGUGAAACUAUGGGUGGAGCUUCUAUGAUUUGUUCUGAUAAAACUGGAACUUUAACAUAAAAUAAAAUGUCACUUGUUAAUGUUUGGAAUGAUGACAUUAUUGAAAUUGAUACAUAUUCAGAAAAAUAAUAAUUAACAUCCUAUUUCCCAUAAAACUUUUAAGAAUACUUUAUUCAAAGUGCUAUUGUCAAUGGAUCUGCUAUGCUUAGACCUGAACCUAAAGGAUCAAAAACAGAAAUUGCAUUACUUGAAUUUAUUGAGAGAUGCUCUAUGAAUUAUGAAGAAAUUAAAGAAAAAUAUCCUGCUAGUACAAAAUUCCCAUUUAGCAGUUUAAGAAAAAGAAUGUCUGUGGUACUAGAAUUAGAUGGUGGAAGACGUAGAUUAGUUUGUAAAGGGGCCUCUGAAAUGGUUUUAGCGGCAUGUUCAUAAUAUCAUUCUAAAGGAAAUGGAUCCAUUGUUCCAAUGAAUUAAGAUUUAAAAUAAAAAGUUGAAAAGGCUAUAGAAACUAUGGCUGGAAGAGCUUUAAGAACUAUUUGUUUAGCAUAUAAAGAUAUUAGUGCAAGAGAAGAUUUAACUACAAAAGACAAUAAAGGUGUUUAUGCUGUUGAAUAGAGUGAUUUAACACUUGUUGCAGUCCUUGGAAUCAAAGAUAUUUUAAGAUAAGAAGUUCCUAGAGCUAUUUAAUUAUGUAGAAGAGCUGGAAUUAAAGUAAGAAUGGUUACUGGAGAUAAUAAAAUGACUGCAAGAGCUAUUGCUAAAGAAUGUGGUAUUAUAACAGCUGGAGAUGAUCAAUCAAUUGUUAUGGAAGGACCUGAAUUUAUAGCCAAGAUUGGAGGAGUGGUUUGUACAAAAUGUAAAACAGCAAUAUGUCCUUGUGCUAGAGAUAGUACAACAGCAAAGAAGGAAAAUAAGGAUGUAAGAGUUGAUACAAUAGCUAAUGCCUCAGAAUUCGAUAAAAUAUAUCCUCAUUUAGAUGUGCUAGCUCGUAGUAGACCUGAAGAUAAAUAUGCAUUAGUAACUGGUUUAAUUGAAAGAGGUCAUGUAGUUGCUGUAACAGGAGAUGGUACAAAUGAUGCUCCUGCUCUAAAAAAAGCUGAUGUUGGUUUUGCUAUGGGUAUAGCAGGAACAGAAGUGGCAAGAGAAGCAGCAGCUAUUAUUCUAUUGGAUGAUAAUUUCAAUUCAAUUGUUAAAGCAGUUAUGUGGGGUAGAAAUGUAUAUGAUAACAUUAAAAAAUUCUUGAGAUUUCAAUUAACUGCAAAUUUAGUUAGUGUGGGAUUGACAUUAAUAGGAGCAGCAGUUUUAAGUUAAGAAAUUUUGAAACCAAUAUAAUUAUUAUGGGUUAAUUUAAUUAUGGAUACAUUAGGAUCUCUUGCUUUAGCUACAGAGCCACCUACAGAGAAAUUAUUAAAUCGUAAACCACAUGAUAGAAAUGAAUAUAUCAUAUCAAAAAAGAUGUUUAAAUUUAUAGUUGGAACAGCAUUGAUAUAGAUAGCAGUAGUGUUGAUUAUUGUAUUUGUAGGAGAUUCUUUUUUACCAGAAUAUCAUGAUUCAUAUGAUAAUACAGCAUUUGGAGGAAUAAAAAUAAGAUAUAAAUAUAGUGAUCAUUUAUGCAAAGUUACUUAUGAUGAUCUUAAAUAAUAUUAUGAUUAAAAUGGAGGAGAAAUGAAAUUAAUUCCUGAUGUCACUUCAUCAAAAGACGUUAAAACAAGCGGAUCUUGUUUAUCAUCAGAGUGUGUUUGUCAUGAGAAUAAAUGUUAUGAAAUUAUUUGUUAACCUUGUGAUUAUGAAAAAAGUUGCACUUUAAUUGCUAGUGGUAGAUUAAAUACUCCUGAAGGUGGUAGAGAUUAUGCUGUAUUUUAUGAAGUAAGUCAUGAACCAUCUCGUCAUGUAUUAUAAAUUCAUUAAUAUUUAGUUUACUUAUGUUUUUAAUGUUUUUAUCAUGCUUCAAUUAUUCAAUUUUCUGAAUAGUAGAAGAUUUAAUGAUGAAAUCAAUAUUUUUGAAGGAUUAACUAAACAUACUGCUUUCAUGAUGAUUGUGCCUGUUAUUUUCUGUAUUUAAAUUCUUAUGGUCACAUUUGGAUCAAAAGCUAUCGGUCUCUAUGGUAAUUUUGGACUUAAAGUCGAAUAAUGGUAUUUAAUAUUUAUUGAAAAUAUUUUAGGUUAAUUGGUAUCGGAUUUGGAUGUAUCUCAAUAAUAGGAUGCUUUUUCCUAAAAUUUAUCAAAGAAGAUAUGUGUUGUGAAUGUGGAAGUAAAGAAAUUAAUCCUAUGGAAACUGAACAUAAAGUUAUUGCUCUAAAAGGAGAUCACUCCUCAGGUGGUUUAGCUAGACGUUAUUCAUCUCUUGUAAAUUUAUUUUAUUUAUCUAAUAGAGACACGAUCAAAAUCCUUUUGGAGCUGCUCAUUAAUAACAUUAGCAUUGAAUAAUUAUAAAUAAUCAUAUAUAUUAACU